Molecule: messenger RNA, 6770 nt
Organism: Venturia canescens
Lineage: Eukaryota; Metazoa; Arthropoda; Insecta; Hymenoptera; Ichneumonidae
Gene: GABA-B-R3
Product: gamma-aminobutyric acid type B receptor subunit 3
Exons: 19
Coding region: 1217-6301 (1694 amino acids)
Biological process (GO): G protein-coupled receptor signaling pathway; gamma-aminobutyric acid signaling pathway
Cellular component (GO): membrane; G protein-coupled receptor heterodimeric complex
Molecular function (GO): G protein-coupled GABA receptor activity
Source: RefSeq, a predicted model, not a curated record
CGUCUCGGAACGAUAGUGCGCGAACCGCUUCCACGCGACACGGGUCACAAAACACUCGGUCCUUUUAUUUUUCUAAACGUACGAAACAUUGGACCCUCCAAUGAAUUAAUCAGUAUGAUUUUUAUGCUCUAUGCGCGAAGAUUCCGAUUAAACAAACCCACGAAGAGGAAAAACUCGUUGGAAAAGGAUCACUGAAAUUUCAAACGAGUGUUGCUACGUCCGUUUAAUCGUUGACACUGUAGCUUCGAAGACGAUGGGAAACUUAUUGUCAAAGGCUUUUGAUAAUCUGCCUGACGCCUUUUAAAUUAGGCGCGAAGAUUGCCGGAUAAGUCUCCGGGUGUACUUGCUAUGGUACAGACAGCUAGUGAGUCGCAAUACUUUAACUAUAUGCUAAGAUUCUCCAAAUAAAAUUCACCACAACAAUCUCUCCUAUUCCGCGCCGUUUACGACGUGCAAAGCGAGAGACCUUCAGCUUCAUAAAUCUCUUUACAAACCUUUCUGGCGCCUCGUGAUUUUUGCCUCUCACCCUUCCUUCGACACUGUGUGAUUAAUGCGCUCGAAAACGCGUAAACGUCGAAAGAAAAUAUAAGUUUGAGAAUCUCGCCAGACCAACGAGAGACACGACGAUACACUGCAGCCUGCUCAUUCCUCAAGGAAGCAAGGGUCCAGAAUGAUACAAUAAAUUCAUUCGCUUGCGUGCUCGUUGACAAGUUCGUCUUCUGGUAAAAGACUUGAGUAAAUGCUCGAGGGAACUUCAGCGAACCCUAUAACUUUUCCGCUAUUCGCAGAAGGAAGCGUUGCUCGAUGGUAAAAGAAGAGGAAAGUAAUACUGGUUUGAAUAAAUUCCAGCUACGUAUAUAUUGAAAAAGUAUAACGAGAAACGCGCACGGAAUGAUAAAAUAGCAAAUGAAACGUGCACUAUGGGAAUAGUUAUACUUGCGAGAAGAAAUCAUUCUCUUGCAUUGAAAUUUAUGUCUAUAUGUAUACACAAGGGGAAAGGAAUAAUGUCGGAUUCACGGGUCAACACGAAUAAAAACACUGGACGAUUGCUUCCCGAGCUGGACUAACUAUUUAACAAGAUUUACGAGACAACUCUGAAUAUCCUCUGGUUCGACAUGAAACUAGAACAGAAGAACAUUUCGACGAUCGAAUUCCAUGGAGAUGAUAGAAACGUCUAGGGGUGGUACUCGUAGUCGAGGACACGCGCCGACUGAUUAUGUCGUCGCUAAUUUACACGGAGUCACGUACGUCCGCUAGUUUUCCCAUUAUCUCCACUUCAUUUUCGCCUCCGUUGAUUUUCAACAGAUCGAGAGUUCCGUGUCGCCGCCACUCGUCACCGUCUCUCGUUUCAUCGGUUCGUAAAGUCCUCCUAUUUGUGAUAGUAUUAAUCCACGAGAUUCAUCGAUUCGGUUCAACGGGAGCAGCGCUCUUGAACGAGUUUGGAGAAUCGAGGCCGACGACGACAACGACGAAUAAACGACGGGAUCGGGAUGUUCGAGAAUCAAAUACGUCAGUGUUAAGGAACCCGAUUGUUUCCGGGAGUACCGAAAACCUUGUAAAAAAAUAUGAAGCGAACGAUUAUAUGUUCGAGGGUUUACCGUUCGACCAAAGAAGAGACAAAGUGACUCGUGAUAUCGAGCAUGAAAUGACCAACAGUUUGGAAGUCACUCGUGCGAGUAAAAUUGUCGCCUACGACACGAUAAUACACGAGAAAACUUCUAUCCCGUUUUCCGGACGAGAUAACAACGGCGUAGAUGAAUAUCUCAAACGGUAUUCUCAACAGAAACCGUCGUCAAAACAUCGAGUGGCCCACGUCUCAGACAAGAGUAAUAUUUUCGUCGUAAAAAUUCCGCCAAGGGUCCCACGAGAUACAAAAACAAUUUCCAACGAAUCGUUGUUUAAUCUAGACCACGCAAACGUCGAAACGCCAACCACGGACAUAACGAAAAAAUUGCUCGUCAGAUCGAACGGGUUGGACAAAUAUGAUAAGAAGUCAUCGAAGGGAACGGAAAAGUUGUCGGCGGAGGAGACGACCUACAAACCAGCAGCUGCAGCCACUCAACCAUUUGAGAAGUACGACAGGCGACACUUUGGUCCUUCGAGGGUUGAAAAUUUCAAAGAGUUCUCAAAAGGAACGACGCAAGCUGUUCCUAGGUCAUCGUUAACAGUUUUAUCAGACGUCACGUACCCGAAUACGGACUCGAGGGCUUCUUCAAUUUCCGUGAUCACUUCGUCAUCAACAUCAUCGCCACAACCACCAUCGACCUCGUUACCGUCGCCAACAUCAUCGACAACUUCCUGGCAGUCCGAAACCUUACCCGAUGGCACUCCAAUGCUUGGAAAAAACGGCGAAUUAGUAAAUAGGCGAAAUGAUGAGGAGGAAGAGGAUGAGAAUGUACGGUAUAAUCACGACGAGAAGCCACGGAAAUCAGAGGUCACUGGAAGAGAGAAAUUUGAUUCCGAUAAUGAAUCUCACGCUAAUGAGGAUUACGUCAGUAUAAUCGAUCGCCUUGAUGAAGGUCAGGAACACGAGAUGGCAAAUGACAAGUUGGGGAAACCAACUUUCGGCCAGUCUACGAUUGCUGGCAUCAGCCACGAUCUUCGACAAUCAUCAAUUUCAGUAUCCAAACUGUCGAACAAGGAACAUAAGCUUGACGUGGUUACCGUACGACCUCAGGAUGGCGAAAAUGUCGAGGAAGAUGCCGCGACUACCUCCGGCAACGAGCUUGUUGACAAGUUGGAAUUAACUAUAUUGGGCCUAUUCGAGCUUACCGAGGCCACCGAGCCUCGUCCCGAUGGACCAAGCGAGCUACAAGCGGCGCGUCUUGCGGUCGAUAGGAUCAACGAGAUGGGCAUCCUACCGAAUAUAAAAUUGCGCCUCAUUCACAACGACACGAGGUGCGAUCCUGGAGUAGCCGUCGAUCGAUUCUUCCAUGCACUGUACACUUCGAACAGCAGCGUGAUAAUGCCACUCUUGCUGGGCACGGCCUGUUCCGAGGUCACGGAGACCCUUGCGAAGAUUGUUCCCUACUGGAACAUCGUUCAAGUAUCGUAUGGCUCAACAGCCCCAGCGCUCUCAGAUCCGACGGAAUUUCCACUUUUCGUGCGAACUGUGGCGCCCGAUUCGAGUCACAAUCCAGCGAGGAUUUCUCUGAUAAAAUAUUUUGGCUGGGACACUGUCACCGCACUUUCCCAGAACGGCGACAUGUAUUCUUUGGCCGUGAAUGAUCUCGUGACGGAAUUGGAACAGGCAAACAUCACGUGUGCGGCAACCAUUACGUUUGGGGAGAAUGAUUACAAAGAACAACUGCGUACAUUGAAGGAACUAGAUACGAGGAUAAUAAUCGGCAGCUUUUCACCGAAGUUGGCGCCUUUAUUAUUCUGCGAGGCCUGGAAACUUGGUAUGCAUGGUGGCGAUUACGCGUGGAUCUUACCCGGAGAAGCAAUUGAUCUUUCGGGAAUGAGCGGAGAUUGGUGGCACAACGGACCGGAGGAUUGUUCAACGUCGCAACUAUCGGAAACCCUAAAUGGACUGAUUAUCGUUCAAAGCUAUGGUACAAGUUUGACCGAAGAAGCGAGCUACUCCGGAUUGACUACGAGUGAAUUCACUUCGGAAUUAGCUAAGAGAGGGGUCACACUCUCGAAAUACGCUGGACAAACGUAUGAUGCCGUUUGGUCGAUGGCACUGGCUCUGCAAAAGCUCGAGGAAUUUCUGAACAGUAACAAAUCCAGUAUCGCUCAAUACAAUCAUUCGCGUAAAGAGAUGGCUCAUUAUUUACUCGAGCAGCUGAAGAGUCUCAAUUUUGUUGGAGUUUCGGGACCAGUGUCCUUCGAUGGAGCAGACCGUGUUGGUAUAACAGCAUUUUAUCAGAUGCACGGACACUCGAUUAGGAGAAUAGCCCUUUAUAUACCGAAAAACAAACAGUUGACGAUGAACUGUCUGGGGUGCGCCAGAAUUCAUUGGCCCGGCGAACAUCCUCCGGUGGCGCGCAGAGUUUUUCGGUUUCGAAUGGUCACUAUCGAAUACGGAGCUUUUCUGGCCGUGACGUGCUUGGCUAGCGUCGGAGUGACGUUAGCUGUAGCAUUUCUCGCCUUCAACUUACAUUUUCGUAAGCACAAGAGCAUCAAACUAUCCAGCCCAAGGCUGAAUAACAUGGCCGCUGUAGGAUGUGCUUUAGUUUACGGAGCCGUUAUACUCCUGGGUCUCGAUCAUGCUACGCUUUCGGACAGCGAUGGAUAUUUCCCCACGAUUUGCACGGCCCGAGCUUACCUGCUCUCAGCAGGAUUCUCUUUAGCGUUUGGCUCCAUGUUCACUAAAACUUAUAGAGUCCAUCGAAUUUUCAUUAGAAGCCGGAGUGGAGUGGUUAAAAACAAAUUGCUGCAAGACACUCAAUUAAUUAGUCUCAUUUUCGUUCUUUUGCUGAUUGACUGUCUCGUUGUAACCCUUUGGGUCACUCUCGAUCCCAUGCAACGAGAUCUCCGCAACCUUACGUUGGAGAUUAGUGCGCAAGAUCGCGCGGUCAUUUACCAGCCGCAGGUUGAGGUGUGCAGAUCUCAGCACACGAAUGGUUGGCUCGCUGCUCUGUAUGCCUACAAAGGGUUACUCUUAAUAGUCGGUGUUUACAUGGCGUGGGAAACUCGGCACGUGAAGAUCCCAGCAUUGAACGACUCCCAGUACAUAGGAAUGAGUGUUUAUUCGGUUGUAAUAACGUCGGGAAUCGUCGUAGUUCUAGCAAACUUAAUGUCGGAUCGAGCCACACUCGCAUUCGUUACGAUAACAGCUCUGAUUCUUGCAUCGACCACGGCCACACUCGCGCUCCUUUUUCUUCCUCAAUUAGCUCACAUUCUCACCGGCGAGAGGGCGGAUCCAGUCGUACAAAGUUUGGGGCUAAAGAUCGAGUGCAAUACACGACGAUUCGUUAAUGAUGACAGCAGGGAAUUGCAGUACAGAGUUGAGGUGCAAAACAGGGUUUAUCGACGUGAAAUGGCUCAGCUGGAACUCGAGUUGGCCAGAUUGGAGAAACAAUUAGGGCAAGAGCAGGUCGAACCCUCGCAUGAAUUGUCUGGUGCGUCAAUACCGCCUAGAAACCCAAGUAUAGGAGGAGGUUUGCCGUUACUGUUGCUGAGUGUAUUACCGCCGGUAAUUCCUCGCGCUAGUUGGCCCUCCGCGGAUUCUUCCGGCAUGCGUCGCGGAACCGUAGCGUUUAGCAGUCAACCAGAACUGGAACCGGAUGGAGCUCGAAGAAGUCUUGCAGAUAUUUACAAACUACAAUGGCGAAGGGAUACCGAGGGACCGAACCGUUUGGGAGUAUUUCAACGUCUCUUUAGUCUCUUUGGUAGCCGACCAAGCAGCAGGAAAACCUCAACAGCUUCUUUUACAGGCGUCGCAUCAGCCCUAAGAGUUCACAUGGGAUACAUCGCUGGUCUGGUGCCAGGAACCAAAGCUUCGUCCAGCUGUCAAGUUAAUGUUCAAGGCAUCAGGCAGCCUCAUCCGCGCUGUGGGUCAGGACCAAUUAUAAGUAUAACGAGCGAAGAGGAUAGACGCUUCAGCCUAGGUCUGAAACGUAAAGAGAGUAGCGAGCCAAGAGUUAAUUUCAGUCUACCAUCAAAAGCGAAUACGAGUCAAGGUUCAUCGAGGGAAAAGGUUCGAGGUUCACCACGAUUUCCUCACAGAAUCGUGCCAGCAAACAGUAUGAGCGCACUGUCUCCAGGGUCGAUAAGUGCUGCACAUCAAAAAUGGCACUCAAUGGAGGACGCAUCGAAACGAAAAAAUGUAAAUUUGAACAACUGUCGUUUCACGUACGGUCCCAGCGACGACGUGUGGGCAGCGAGGGAGUACGGCAUACCACUGAGUGAAUUAUCAAACUCGGUUCGAGAACGUCGAUUUCCGGAGCAGCUAGAAUCCAAGUUAUUUUCAACGAAUGAUUCGAGCGUCAGUCCGGAUGACGCUCCAUUGGAGAGCGCGUUGCAAAAACUCUUUCGAGAAAAUAGUACAAUCAGUUGUGAAUACGAUAACAAUACGAGCAAUGAAAAUUCCAAACAAUCGAGCAAAAUAGCGCUAGAUGUGAUUUCUCAAACGGAAAUAACGGUGUCUACGAGCAACGGCAGCGAAUGCGAUCGAGAAGCUCGAAUAUUCCGAGCUGACAAUUAUUCAACCGGUGACUCGAUGAAUCUGCAUUCGAGCGUGACGAACUUUGAGGAGACCAGUGACAAAAACGAAAGCAACGUUGAUGUCGAUAAAACACUUUCGGUAUAUUGCACAGUAAAACCUAGCGAAUGUAACGAUCCCCAAGAAAAUUAGGUUUAAAAAUGUAUUUUGUCGCGAAUGAAUAACGAUAACGAUAUUAAAUGUUAUGGGACCAAAUGAGGAAAUUUUAUUGGAAGCAGGAAAACGUGAACAGAGUUUUUCGAUUCUUUUCUUCGUUCGCAUAAUUUUAUAACGAUGAAAUUCAUUUUAUUGAGAAAGAAUUGCAAAACUAGUUGUAUGUAUUGCACGUGAUUUUUUUAAGGAAGCAAGUCGACUAUUCUAAACUCUUAUAAUUUACAAUAGCUCUUCAUCCUUCAAAAAUAUGUAUCAACAAUUUUUUCGAUUACCUGAAAAGAUUUUACGCCACAUCAGAGUUCUUUUUCGGCCAAUGAUUCAGAAAAGCAUAUUCGAAAUUGCUAAAAGAUCGAGAGUCCUUUUUCUUGCGAUAUGCAAGCUUUAUCUGUGUCCUGAAAAUGUGUGUGUGUGUGUGUGUGUGUGUGUGUGUGUGUGUGUGUGUGUGUGU